AUGUGUUUUUUUAGAAGGAGAGAUCUUCCAAAUUCUCUUAUUGUUUUAGCGGAUAAACAUCAAAUGAAUUCCACAAAUGCCGAUGAUACACCCAUUUCUGCCAAGUUGAAAAAAAUUUUAAUAAAAGCACCUUAUCCGAUGACGGAAGAUGUUGAGUGCAAUGAAAUGCACGAAGUGAGAGAAGAAGGAGAAAUAAAAGAUAAAGAAAACAGUCUCAAUUGGAAACAAAGGCAUCAACUCAAACAUAGAGAAUUGUUUUUAUCAAGACAAGUGGAAACCUUGCCGGCGACGCACAUAAGAGGAAAAUGUUCGGUGACGUUGUUGAAUGAAACUGAAUCUGUACUUAGUUACCUUAAUAAGGACGACACAUUUUUCUACUGCUUAGUAUUUGAUCCGGCUCAAAAAACUCUUCUUGCCGACAAGGGAGAAAUAAGAGUCGGGAAUAGAUAUCAAGCUGAACCCAUGCCGCUACUUAGAGAAGGUGAACCCGAUAGUAGAAAUUGUGAAGAUCUCGAAACUCUAGUAUGGACGCCUGGCCAUCAAUUAACGGAUAGACAAAUAGAUCAAUUUUUAGUCAUAUCUAGGUCGGUGGGAACUUUUGCCAGAGCUUUAGACUGUUCAAGUUCUGUGAAACAACCGAGUUUACAUAUGAGCGCGGCCGCUGCAUCACGGGAUGUAACAUUGUUUCAUGCAAUGGACACACUUCACAAUCACGGUUAUAACCUGUCAGAAGCUAUAAGCAGAUUAGUUCCUUCCUCGGGUCCUGUGCUAUGUCGAGACGAAAUGGAAGAAUGGUCUGCAUCCGAGGCGAAUUUAUUCGAAGAAGCUCUAGAAAAAUACGUUAUGAACAAUAGCAAAGGAGUAUUAAAUGGAAAUAAUCAUGGAGACGGUCUUAUCUGUGGAAAAUCUUGUGAAUCUUGUCAAGGUACAAGUUCGAGUCAGUGGUACGCUUGGGGAUCUUCACACACCCAAUAUAAACUUUGUCAUUCUUGCUGGAUAUAUUGGAAAAAAUAUGGCGGUCUUAAGAAUCCGUCUAGACUGAACGAAAGUGAAAGUGAUCUAAAGAAAAAAUCUGGUAGCAUAUCAGAUGAAGAAAAAAUUCCAUCCAGUAUUGCAUCGCAUCGUCCUCAUCGGUGCACCGUAAACAAUUGUGGAAAAGAAUUUAAACUCAAAGCUCAUUUGGCGAGGCAUUAUGCGACGGCUCACGGUGUCGUUAUAAGAUCGGGAUCUCCCAGGCCCAUUAUGAAAACGAGGACGGCAUUUUAUUUACACACGACUCCUUUGACGCGACUGUCGAGACGACUUUGUAGGCACAUAAUGCAACCCAGACACGCGGCAAGGUCUCCAUUUUGGCCCAUUAACGUUCCUGCCAUAAAACAAGAAUGUCAAACACAAAUGAGCGGGAAAUCACCAUUAGAAUUAAAAGAACUUUUGAAAUUUCGUAAAAAAGACAGAGGAGGAGUGACGCAAAUUGCAAACAGAUUGGGGGAUCCGGAUGUCGUACCCGAGUGGCUUUUGCCAACGGAUAAAAAUCUUAUACCUAAAUCAUUGUGCAUUAUGUUCCCGAAACCUCCGAAAGGCCCAGAUGGAAGUUUAUUGUACGAAAGAGUUCCGAAUAAACCGGAAGCGGAAAAAACACCCCUCAAUAGUAUUUCACCAUGUUUGAAACGUCGAGCGUAUGAUGAAAAUGGAUUGGAAGGUUUAGUGGUUCCUCAACCUGGACCUCCGGCAAAACGUCCCAAUAAAGAAGUUGCCGCCAUAAGAGCUGCCGCCGCCGUUGCUGCCGCUGUCGCGACCGAAUCACCGAACGUGACAUCAAUACAGGGUGGGGUUCCCCGAACGGUCGUUAAUCAAUUAAACGGUCAAUCAAGGCCCAAAGUGGCUACGAUGACGCGUACGGGUACGGGUCGAAAGGGUGUCAUCUCGUGGAUGGAUGCACCCGAUGAUGUUUAUUUUAGAUCGACAGUCAAUUCGAGGAAAAUGAGAAGGCAACUUUCAGCGCAAGAACUUCGUCGUGCAUCACGGAAACCCUGGAGAAAAAUAUCGAUCAAAGGUGGUCCCGAAGAUCUUGUCGUUUUGGGCUGA
This is a messenger RNA of Pediculus humanus corporis (human body louse), 2085 nucleotides long. RefSeq lists its product as uncharacterized. Bases 1 to 2085 code for a protein of 694 amino acids. The transcript has 11 exons. Gene Ontology annotation, biological process: negative regulation of transcription by RNA polymerase II. NCBI's taxonomy places the organism in Eukaryota, Metazoa, Arthropoda, Insecta, Psocodea, Pediculidae. Gene Ontology annotation, molecular function: sequence-specific DNA binding; chromatin binding; transcription coactivator activity. The record is from RefSeq and is a predicted model, not a curated record. Gene Ontology annotation, cellular component: nucleoplasm; NuRD complex.